Molecule: messenger RNA, 2910 nt
Organism: Aspergillus puulaauensis
Lineage: Eukaryota; Fungi; Ascomycota; Eurotiomycetes; Eurotiales; Aspergillaceae
Product: glycoside hydrolase family 115 protein
Exons: 5
Coding region: 1-2910 (969 amino acids)
Source: RefSeq, a predicted model, not a curated record
AUGUAUGCAGCUCAGUUCGCAAGCCAUACUCCCUCCACGGGGAGUAUUAGCAUCCACGGUGCCCCGGUCUACGUCGACGCCGAUGACUUCGAAGGAAUACACAUCGCAGUCCACAGUCUUGCCGAGGAUAUCGCCCGUGUGACAGGGGUAAUACCCAAAGUCCAGGCCAUUUCGCGACAUACAAAAGAGACUACCACAGAAACCGCCACCGCUGUUAUCAUCGGGAGUCUGACUCGGUCCGCGGUGGUGCGCACGCUCGUCCAGGAGGGGAAGCUUGAUGUUUCUGCUAUAGAUGGCCAAUGGGAGUGCUAUACUACCAAGGUUGUCACCGAUCCAGUCCCCGGUGUGGAGAAAGCACUGGUGAUUGCUGGUAGUGAUAAGAGAGGGACGAUUUAUGGCGUGUAUACCCUCUCUGAGCAAAUUGGGGUUUCCCCAUGGUACUGGUGGGCGGAUGCACCAGUGAAAAAGUCAAGCAGUAUCUAUGCACACGAGGUUAUAACGAGAGACGGCCCUCCCAGCGUCAAGUACAGAGGCAUCUUCAUCAACGACGAAGCCCCAGCCUUGUCGGAAUGGGUACAUGAGAAGAUCGGGCCUCAUUAUAACGUCAAGUUCUACAAGAAAGUCUUUGAGCUUCUUCUGCGACUGAAGGCAAACUUCCUCUGGCCAGCGAUGUGGUUCGGAUAUCCACACCCUGGAAACAGCUUUUUCAUGGAUGACCCCUUGAAUCAAGAGACUGCAGACAAGUACGGGAUUGUGAUGUCCACUUCGCACCAUGAGCCCAUGCAGCGAGCCAUGAAUGAGUGGUUUGACAAGCCAUACUAUGAGCCCGAAGGAACCUGGUCGUGGCUGAAGAACAAGGACAAAAUCAGUCAAUACUUCCAAGAAGGGGCAGCACGGUCUAAAGGGUAUGAGAGUUACAUUACAAUGGGUAUGCGCGGUGAGGGAGACAUUCCGAUGGAUGCUGAAGACCCGGCUGCGGUGGUGAGGGAGGUUCUUUCGACUCAGCGUGCCGCCAUAAAUGACGCUUAUGGGAAGGAGGAUGGAGUACCCCAAUUGAUGGCUCUAUACAAGGAGGUCCAGGAGUACUAUGCGAACGGCCUCGAGAUCCCGGACGACAUCACCCUCCUCUUCGCCGAUGAUAAUUUUGGCACUGUGCGCAGACUUCCCAGCGGUGAUGAGCCCAAGAGAAAGGGAAGAGCCGGAAUUUACUACCACCUCGAGUAUGUCGGUGCUCCCAGGAGCUACAAGUGGAUGAACAGCAACUCCUGCGCAAAGGUAUGGCAGCAGCUCGAGCAUGCGUACAACCAAGGAGCAGACCAGAUCUGGGUCUUUAAUGUUGGUGAUAUCAAGGCAGUGGAGCUUCCCCUGACGUUUGUCAUGACGCUGGCGUGGAAUAUCAACACACUAGAGAUGCACGAGCUGCAGUCCUUUUUCCACACCUUCUUUGAGCGGAAUCUGCGCCUAGAACAGACUGAAGCAAGGAGAUGCUCUGAGCUGCUACUGAAGUACGACCGCGUGGUUGCGUUGAGGAAACAUGAGCACAUCGAGGCAGAUACAUUCUCACUGAUCAACUAUGGCGAGGCAGACAAUAUCCUUCACCAGUGGAAGGAAUUAUGGGAACAAGCAGAGGAAGUACAGAAAUGGAUCCCAGAAACCACGGCUCCAUCCUACUUCCAGCUCGUCCUCCAUCCCAUCAAAGCCAGUUACAUCUACGUCGCCCUUCGGGUAACCCAAGCAAAGAACCAGCUAUACGGAGUGCAGCGGCGAAACACUGCAAACGCCUUACUACAUGAAGUCCUGCGCCUAUUCGACCAAGACUUCAGCCUGAGCGAGGAAUACCACAGCCUCCUUGACGGUAAAUGGAACCACAUCAUGCGCCAGCCGCACUACGGGUAUACGGAGACCUGGCACGCCCCGUCUCGAGAUCUCAUAACCGGCCUGUCCUUCGUGCAGGCGCGUCAAGACUCGAACCCUAUUCUCGGAUGGAUCGGUAUUGCAGUUGAAGGACACCCGGGCGUUCGGCCAGGCCUUACAAAUGAAGAGUCUGACCGCACUCAUCCAAGUCGGCGAGACUUUGUGCCUGGCGUAACUCUGCCACCAUUGGAGCCGUAUGGGCCAAAGACGCGAUCUUUCGAGAUAUACUGCCGUGGAAGCAAAGCGGUUGCUUGGACGAUUACCUCCCCGCAGACAUGGCUUUCCGUUAGUCCAGCUACUGGGACGAUUGAGCCAAAAGGCAACGACAAGCUCGUCAAAGUAUCUGUCGAUUGGACGAACGUACCAGAUGGCUUCGACGACGAAGUACUCCUAGAUCUACGCUCUUCGCUAGGCGACUACGAACUCAUCCACGUCCCCGUGAAGAACAGGAUACCGAGCACACACUCCAAGGGCUUUGUAGAAGCAGACGCCCAUGUCUCUAUCAAUGCGACAUCGUUCCAAAAUCAGUCGCUCUCCAGCUAUCGGGUUUUACCAUUCAUCGGGCGUAUACCAACUGGCGCUAUUGCCCUGACUGCAUCUGCAUCUCCAUCGCAUUCGGAAUACUUGGAAUACCCAUUCAUCACCUUCACGUCAAAUGCAGCGGCCAUCGCUCGUCUGGACUUUACCUUUACGCUCGACACUAACGCGGACAGCCCUGUUACGUAUGAUAUCCGACUCGAUGAUGGGUCCCCAACUACAUAUCGUCUGGUCUCACCACCUUCGACGCCCGGAGGGUUGCCGGAGGGAUGGCACGAGUCUGUUAUGGAUAACGUCUGGAAGCGUGAGCAUCUGCUUGACCUUGGAACAACGGGGGCGCAUACGCUGAGGAUCAGACUUGGGGCGCAGAAUUGCGUUCUGGAGAAGAUUGUGAUUGAUCUUGGAGGGCUGCGUGAGAGUUAUCUAGGGCCGCCUGAGAGUGUUUAUUGGAGUAGUUAG